This is a messenger RNA of Seriola dumerili (greater amberjack), 2586 nucleotides long. RefSeq names its product platelet endothelial cell adhesion molecule-like (gene pecam1b). The transcript has 11 exons. Gene Ontology annotation, molecular function: transmembrane signaling receptor activity. The record is from RefSeq and is a predicted model, not a curated record. Lineage: Eukaryota; Metazoa; Chordata; Actinopteri; Carangiformes; Carangidae. The coding region runs from base 67 to 1992 and encodes 641 amino acids. Gene Ontology annotation, biological process: cell surface receptor signaling pathway.
AGUUGCAAGUCAGUUCACCUCUAGGACAGCCAGCAGCAUCAGGAGCCUCAGUGUUCCUCAGACAGGAUGGGCCUCCUACUACUGCUCACUUCCUUGCUCCUGUCGAGCUACUUCCAUCCAGGGAUCGUGGUGGAUGCACAGCGAUCAUUCACAAUAAGAAACACCACCCUGUCCAUUGAGCCCAGUCCUGAUGUGACUCGGGGCACCAACGUGACUUUGAGAUGUAAGGCCAUUGUCAGCAGCUCGGGGGAAGAGGCGCUGAGUCGUGAGUACACUAUAUACAAGGGCAGCAACAAGGUCUACACCAAGAACACCAGCACAUCGGAGGAUCUGCUGUACCUGCUGCCGGAUGCCAGAGUCUCCAGCACUGGGAAAUAUAAGUGCAAGAUCAACAUCAUGGGCAAGGAGAUGACCAGCGAGCCUAAAAAACUCACAGUAGAAGGCCUGUCAAAACCAGUUCUCCGACUUAACAAGGGUGUGGUCGAUGAAGAGGAGGAGGUAAUCGCCAUGUGUACAGCGCCCGGCGAGACAGGCUCCAUUUUCUUCUUCUUCUACAAGGACUCCAAACUAAUCCUGGAGGAACAGGGCAGCUCCAACCAGUUUGAAGCCAAGUUUCCCUUCAGCAAAGUUGGCAUCCACAAAAUUCAUUGUACCUAUGCUGUGCUCAUAAUGUCAGCCUCCUUCAAGUCUGAAGAAAGCAACCUUGUCCAUGUUUCAGUCAAAGAGCUUUUCAACGCACCAGUUUUAGAGAUUUUCCCUCAGUCCAAUAUCUAUGAAGGAGACCAUCUCAACAUCUUGUGCACCACCAGAAACCGUCUGGAAAGCUCUGAAGAAGUCCACCUCUAUCUGAGCCAUGGGACCAAGCUUCUUAGCAGGGGCGAAACCAAAGUCAACCACAGCAUGGUCGCACUGGCAGAGGACCCUGGAGAAUUUGAGUGCAGUGAAGAGAUUAAAAAAGUAAUCAAAGCCACCACAAAGACAAUUUCAGUGACUGAGCUAUUCUCAGCACCUACUCUCACCAUCUCUCCUGCUGAAGUCUUUCAAAGGGAAAAUAUGAAACUAACAUGCAAAAGUGGAAGCUAUGCCUCUGAAAGACUUAGUAGGGAAGAGCUGACUUACACUCUUGAGCCGCCCGACAGCCUACUGAGCCCCAUCAGCCCUGGAGUAUUUACUGGCAGGGCUCUGCUGAAUGAUUUCAACUAUACCUGUGUAGCUCGAGCCAAGGGCAUCGUGAAACACAGUGACACCCUGACUGUACGCCCUAAAGUUUCUGUGUCCAUUCCAAAGAUCUCAGUGUAUGGCAAAGCGAUCCUAGGACAACCCAUCCAGAUCCACUGUCACUCAGAAACUGGCAGCUUGCCGAUCAACUACACCUUGAUUAAGGGUUCCAAAAAGCUGAACACAACCACUGUCAAGAUGCCCACUCAGAAAGCUGUCUUCACAGUCACCAUCGUCAAGCCAGAGGAGUUAAAGAACUUCUUGUGUGAGGCUGGGAAUAAUCACGAGAAAGGCAAGCUCAGUGGAACACUCAACGCUGUGGCUAUAGAGCCUUUGAGCAAAGUGACUCUGACCAUCAUCCCCAACCCAUCAAAAGUCUCUGAGGGAGAGGAUCUCUACCUGAUUUGUGGUACUAAAGGCACCCCACCAGUCACCUUUAAGUUGUACCGCGUUGGCACCAAAGCACCGCUGUUCACCAACACCUCUCAACAGAAUAACACACACUUCCGGGUCCCCUAUUUGUCCAAAGAGCACAGUGGCAAAUACUACUGCGAAGCUGUCAACCUCGCCAACAGCCUCGUCGUCAGCGAGAAGAUCACCAUAGAGGUACACCUGGCGUUGUGGAAGAAAGCAGUGAUCGGGGGGGUUUGUCUGCUAGUGGUGUCGGUGCUGGCGGUGGUGUGUGUGCUGUACUUCAAAUCCAAGAGAGGUAAAAGAGAAGGAGCCGCUGAAUUGUCAGUAAAGCCAUCGAUGGCUCUUGUAACAGUGCCAUGACACAGAGGUUUUUUUAAAACAGCAACAGGUAGCUUGGUUUUACUUUUCUCUAGUGUACCACUGUCCUCGUCAUUAUCUUAACAGCCAUUAGUCAUUUCCCAUGCCUCAACAGUCAUUGCAUGUUUCCUAUUGUAUCCACAGUAUACGUUCUCUAUCCCAUCAUCUAUGUUCUAAUAUGCAUGAAGAGGUCAUGUGGUGGUGACCGGGCUCUCUUUGUUUAUGUAACUGUCCACGAUGCUGUAGAUAUCCUCUUCAAGUUUACAUGCAUGCACAGUGUGUGUAUGUGUGACCAUACUGUCUUUGUCUCUGACCUUUUUGCAUGUACAUUGUGUUUGUGUCUAUGUAUUGCAGCGGUAGGAACAGUAGGAUGGAUUUUUUUAGAAUACAGUUGCUGUAGAAAGUAAGCUCUCCAAGGUACAAGAUGCUUUAGUAUCAUAGUACAUGGCAUUGAUUGUCAAUUGUUGCAAACCGCUUAGAGCGCCCAUUAUCAUCUUCUUCCAGGCGCAGCGCCACUCUAUGAUGGCAUGGAGGGGAGAGUGACCAAUGGGACACGAGAUAGCGUGGCGUCGCUUCCCACUGACAUCAGCAAAAGGA